Ilex paraguariensis (yerba mate) is the source of this 999-nucleotide messenger RNA. Lineage: Eukaryota; Viridiplantae; Streptophyta; Magnoliopsida; Aquifoliales; Aquifoliaceae. The record is from the annotation of a GenBank genome assembly.
AUGUUGUCUAUGCCUGCUUAUGUAUUAGUCUGCUUCUGGAUUUUAGUGAAGAGCUUGCAUUUUGUUUCUUUGGUUUUUGGAUGUUUGUCAUAUUACAGUUGCGGCACCGACCUUAAGAUAGCUAAAAUUGCUCUUUGUCCUAGCACUAGAAGAAAGUACAGCACUGGUGUUUCUUCCAUAACUUCAUUUGUUGAAACACAUCCUAUUCUUCGGUCUAGUGGUCUGCAGCAUUGGUACAAAAACUGGCAAGAACAAAGAAAGUAUAAGCUGACAUCAAGUACGUUUGCUGGGGCGGUUGGGUUUUGGCCUCGCCGAAGAGUCCAACUCUGGUUAGAGAAGCUUGGAGCAAUUGAACCAUUCGCUGGUAACCUAGCUACCUGCUGGAGCAACAUCAAGGAAGAAGAAGCACUUGAAAGAUAUAAACUGAUAACUGGGAACACUGUCAUCUUUCCUGACUUUCAGGUUUAUCGUAAGAUGAAUCCUGAAAGCAAUUGGCUUGCAGCUUCACCAGAUGGACUACUUGAUAAGUUUGUUUAUGGGUUGCCUUCAAGAGGAGUGCUAGAGAUAAAGUGUCCUUUUUUCAAUGGUGAUAUGAGCAAGGCUUCCCCAUGGAAACGAAUUCCUGUUCAUUGUAUUCCACAAGCUCAAGGAUUGAUGGAAAUAUUGGACCGGGACUGGAUGGAUUAUUAUGUAUGGACACCCAAAGGGAGCAGUUUGUUCAGGUUAUAUAGAGAUGUAGAAUAUUGGGAUGUAUUGAAUAUUGCAUUAUCUGACUUUUGGUGGAAGCAUGUCCAGCCAGCAAGGGAGUUGUGCAGUAACUCGGUGGUCACAAAUCCCCUCAUUCAAUUGAGAUCACUCAGGCCGGCACCUAGGCAUGAAAUAUGUAGUUUCAUUGUUUAUGAAAGUAAACGUGUCGUCGACAACUCCAAGUUGUUGAUGCGUGAAAUUCAGGGAAAAUUACAACACUGAUGCAGCUUGAGACUUAAUAAGUUCAGUUUG